AUGGAAGACAGCAGAAGAGUUGAGGGUCCAAGACCGUUCCGUAGCUUGGACUCGUGGUUCACACACGAAGGGUUCCUGAGGAUGGUGAAGGAAGAAUGGAGGGAACUAGGUGACGUACAAUUCCUACAGAAGAUGAAAGCACUGUCAGAACCACUACGUAGAUGGCAUAAGCAACACUUUGGGAAUAUGGCUGAGCGGAUUAAGAAGCUUGAGGAAGAAAUCAGGAAGGUAGAUGAUAUGGUUAGUAGCGGACAGUAUGAUGGUACAACAGAGGCUAGGAGGAGGGCAUUAGUGAGUUGCUGCGAAAAGUGGUAUCUAAGACAGGAGAUGCAUUGGAAGCAAAUGUCAAGAUCUCGACAUGCCAAUGAGAUUGAUCGGAACAUAAGGUACAUCCAUAAUAUAGCUUCGGCGAGAAGAAGGAAUAACAGGAUUGAGUCAUUGGUACUUAAUGGGAGGCUAGUGAGGAAUCAAGCAAGAAUCAAGAUUGUGAUUCGGGACUUUUACAAAUGUCUGUACCACCAGGAAGCGUCCCCAAUGGUGACCUUUAGGGAUGGAUUAGUUAAUCGUUUAAAAAAGGAGGAAGCGGAAACCUUAGAGGCACUACCAUCAGUAGAGGAAGUGAAGGAGGCAGUCUGGAAUUGUGAAUCUUCUAAGGCUCCAGGGAGUGACGGGUACAACAUGUAUUUUAUAAAAAAGUGUUGGCAUAAGAUUGGAACAGAAUUCACUGCAGCUGUGAUGGAUUUCUUUCAGACAGCAAGAUUACCGGUAGAAGUUAAUGUCACCUGGGUAGCGUUGGCUCUGAAAUUCAUUGGGGCUAAGGAGAUAAAAGAUCUAAGACCUAUCAGUAUGGUUGGGUGUGUCUAA
Arachis ipaensis is the source of this 864-nucleotide messenger RNA. The record is from RefSeq and is a predicted model, not a curated record. NCBI's taxonomy places the organism in Eukaryota, Viridiplantae, Streptophyta, Magnoliopsida, Fabales, Fabaceae.